Messenger RNA from Argiope bruennichi, 3012 nucleotides. RefSeq names its product cAMP-dependent protein kinase regulatory subunit-like (gene Pka-R1). Gene Ontology annotation, biological process: regulation of protein phosphorylation. Gene Ontology annotation, molecular function: cAMP-dependent protein kinase regulator activity. Gene Ontology annotation, cellular component: cAMP-dependent protein kinase complex. Bases 387 to 1361 code for a protein of 324 amino acids. NCBI's taxonomy places the organism in Eukaryota, Metazoa, Arthropoda, Arachnida, Araneae, Araneidae. The transcript is spliced from 11 exons. The record is from RefSeq and is a predicted model, not a curated record.
AAAAAAUCCCUGUAGGCCGUCGGUAAAAAUCAAUCUGAAAAUGAAAGCGACAGAAAAAUGGAGAUAAUCCCAAGUCUGCCAAAAAUAUGUUACAACUGCUCUUUGGACGAGUUCCAAAAUAUAAAAUUCACAAAAAUAUCUUCCGAGGUUAGUAACGAAAAUAGCUCUUCGCUUUUUGGGGUCCUGCCGUUGAGUCCUGCUUUCUUCUGUGUGGAAGGAGCUCAGAGAAGCUCAGGACCCUUUGGAAAAAGGAUAAACUUUUAUCCGAUUCAGAAAAUUGAAUGUGAUCGCGGAAGCCAGCGAAAGAAGGAUAACAGAGUCUGACGUCACCAAAACAGCCGAGUUCAGAGUUCCGGUCGAAGCGUUCGGUCAAUCACAACCGCUCCAUGGAGGCUGCAGCAAAUGCUAAACAGAAGAAUUUGAAUGCUACUAGUCCUUGCGAAGAGAGAGAAGAUGACAUUUGUGCAACUCCCAACAUGGCUCCGGCCCAGAGAGUUCGUAGAGGAGCUGUCAGUGCUGAAACAUACUCUGAAGAUGAUGCUACAACCUAUGUGAAAAAGGUUGUACCUAAAGAUUAUAAAACUAUGACAGCCUUGUCAAAAGCCAUUGAGAAAAAUGUUCUUUUUGCUCAUUUGGAUGAUACAGAAAGAAGUGACAUCUUUGAUGCUAUGUUUCCUGUUGUGCACAAAGCAGGAGAAACUAUAAUUCAGCAAGGUGAUCAAGGAGAUAAUUUCUAUGUUAUUGAUCAAGGUGAAGUUGAAGUGUUUGUGAAUGGACAGCUUGUUACCACUAUAGGAGAUGGUGGAAGCUUUGGUGAACUUGCUUUAAUUUAUGGUACUCCGAGAGCAGCUACUGUCAAAGCUAAAACAGAUAUCAAACUAUGGGCCAUAGACAGGGACACAUAUCGUAGAAUUUUGAUGGGCAGUACAAUAAGAAAAAGGAAAAUGUACCAAGAAUUCCUUAGUAAGGUAUCGGUUUUAGAAAGCUUAGAUGAGUGGGAAAAACUAACUGUGGCAGAUGCUCUGGAGCCAGUACAAUUUAAUGAUGGUGAUGUCAUUGUGGAACAGGGUCAACCAGGAGACGAUUUCUAUAUCAUUGAGGAUGGAACUGCUGUUGUUCUUCAACGUAGAUCUGACUCUGAGCCUCAAGUGGAAGUGGGUCACUUAGGGCCGGGAGACUAUUUUGGUGAAAUAGCUCUUUUGUUAGAUCGCCCUAGAGCAGCAACAGUCAAAGCCAAAGGUCCCCUGAAGUGCAUCAAGUUGGAUCGUGCUCGAUUUGAGCGCAUCUUGGGCCCAUGUGCAGAUAUUUUGAAGAGAAACAUGACUCAUUAUAAUAGUCUCAUUUCACUGUCUGUUGUAUAAUCAAAUGGAUUUGUAUUGCCUCUACCAAACUUCUGCAUCAAAAUGGAUUGCAUUCAGCACUUCCCCAGUGCUGCAGAAAGUGGUACAUUCCCUUUCUUUACCCCCUCCCCAGGAUACUGGUCAAUUUAAAAAAAAAAAAAAAAAAUGGAAACCACCUUUUCACUCCAAGAAAAAAAAUGUUUAAGAUAAAAAUGUACCCCAAUCAGUCAGUUUGUGCAUUUAGAUGACAUUGUGUGUACUUUUUUCUUAGUGAGUGUCUUACACAGUGAAUUCUCUCUCCAAAGGUUGUGAUUUUUUUUUUUAUCCUUUACUUUUCUUUUUUUUAAUGGCAACUGUUACAUGCUUGUUUUACAGCAGCACGGGGCGAUCAGAACCAUCCCAGGAUUGCGUGCAAAAGCAUGGAGAGAGAGAGCAUAAAUUUUGUGUGAUAAAUCUUGUAAUUAACCAAAGAAAAAAAAGCAAUUAUAAUUGUUUAUUUACUUAGUUGUUUCUGUUUCUGCCUGGCUUCAGCUACAUGUCAAUGCCUCUGUAGAUAUUGCCCAAAUGCAGUUGCUGCGAAUUAUGCUUUAAUGCCAUUUAAGUUAAACAUAUUUUGUACAAAAGAUAAACCAUUUUUUAAAGUUGCUAAUCAAUUGCCAUAUCUUGGACCUUCAUAUUUUCUUUUCUCAUUUGUAUCCACUUAUUCUAGAUUUCAACCUUAGUCAGUGAUAUAUAUCUAAAGGAAAGAGAAUGUGUUUGAUUUUCUUGUCAAAUUUUAUUUAUUGUUAAACAUCCUCAAUAUAUUAAGGCAAGUGUUUUCACCAGUAUAUAUGACUAUUUGAAUUCUGUGUCACCAGACUGUAAUUUAUGGAUUUAUUUUCAAAGUUUAAUGUUUGUUAUUGUGUAAUUAAUAAGUUGAAAUCAUAAAUUCAUAUUUUUAAUCCUCUGUAUAUAUUAUAUAUCGAGUCAAAAUUUUCUGUGUGAGCUCGUUGGAUAGUGUAAUUGUUUUAGGUGAAAUAUGUAACAAGGUACUUAAUUUACUGAAAAACUGCAAUAAAAACUUGUCUUUUAGUUCCAUAGAAGUAUUGGUAGCUGCUAAAUUCAAAUGCUUCUGAUUUAUCUUUGCUUUUGUGGUUUUUUUUUUUUUUUUUUUUUUUUUUUUCAUUCCUCUGAAUCUCCACAAAAAUAUGUCUAAAAUUUAAAAAUGACCAGUCUUAGAAAUCACCAUUUAAUAAUAAUAAAAUGAUUUUUUUAGUGAUACAAAAUAAGGCAUUCAUAUAGCCUGAUCAGAUUUUGAAUACUUGCAAAGAACAACUUUGUAUGAAAAUAAUUUGUAUUGUAAAAAAAGAAACCUGUAUCUUUUUUAAUGUUUGCAUAAGUCAGUUUGUACUUUUUUUAUUUAAGAGGCUACCUUUAUUUUUGUGAACUAAGAAUUUUGAUUUUUAUCACAAAUAGUUGUGUAAUGUAUGAACAACAGUUGACAAAACAACUUAGUAGGUUGAUUUUUUAAGUUAUACAUAUAGCUCAUUCAUAAUCAAGAGCUUUGGAAAUAGAUUUGUUUUUAAAAAAAUGUGUAUUAAGAAAUUAAAUGUAUUGUAUUUUAGUUUUCAACUUGAAAAAAGAUUAGUGUAAUUUGAGCGAGCUUGUAUGGAAAUAAAUAUAUGCUGGAAAA